GUAUUAAGCGAACGCUCAGUCCUUCGUUCAGCGGCCGCUUCUUCAGCACAGCGAUCUGUCCCACGGCGGCGAUGGCGCUCUCCACCUCCAGGCCACACCACCUCCUCCGCCGCUUUCACGCUUCCGCGCGGGCUCUUGCGCGGGUGGAACCGCACGAUUUCUCGCAGCCCAGCGACUACCUCGGGAGCUGGGGGGAGCGCCCCCCCGCCACUGUCGCCGCGGGUGGCGGGGACACACGGGAGGCUUGGGCACGGCUCGAGCGGCUGCGCAAGGGCUACGCACGCGAGGUCGGGGAGCUGCGGCGUCAGUACGCCUACGAGGCGCAACUGCUGGAGGCCGAGCGGCAGCGCAAGGCGGAGGCACGUGCCGAAGCCGCCCGCGUCGCCAACGAGGAGCGCAAGGCCGCGAAGGCCGCCGCCGCGCAGACCAGGGCCGCAGAGCGCCGCGCCUUCGAGCUUGAUUUCCGCCAGGCCCUCAUGAAAGAAAGAGCUCAGAAGCUGGAGAGCUGGAGGAACAAAGAGAAGCUGAAAGCACAGAAGAAGACGGAUCACAGGGAGCUCUUGCGCAGGCAGAGUUCUGUCUGGGUUUCUGAGGAUAAAAUGGAAAAGAAAAUUCUUGAAGCUAUCAUGCAUACCACCCCUCUCUGAGGUUCAUGUGUGAGGUCCGCAGGAAGGUAGAUGAUGUAUCCUGGACAGUAGAAUUGAAGCUUCUUUGCCAUUCCCUCUUACAAACUGCCGUAUCACAGUUGCCUAAGGAAUAACAACUAUUCUGCUAGCCUUAAGUUUCUAUUUCUGAACUUGUGUUGUAAUGUUCAGUUGGUAGACCGGACGAACAUCGAGCUGGCAUUUUGUUUCUGAAUUCAAUUUUCUUGAUGGAAA
Hordeum vulgare subsp. vulgare (domesticated barley) is the source of this 878-nucleotide messenger RNA. RefSeq lists its product as uncharacterized. The transcript has 3 exons. The coding region runs from base 72 to 647 and encodes 191 amino acids. The record is from RefSeq and is a predicted model, not a curated record. NCBI's taxonomy places the organism in Eukaryota, Viridiplantae, Streptophyta, Magnoliopsida, Poales, Poaceae.